AUGCCCCCCCGCACACCUGCCUGCCGUGGCGCAGCGCAGUACAACAUUUUUCGACACGCGCAGCCAGUUUGGAUCACCGAUGAAGUCCUCGCCGAUGCCUUCCACCGCUUCCUCAACGUCUCCAAUGCAAGUCGCAAGCGCUAUGGCAGCAACGUCCCAGGGCCAUUGGAGGCUAGGAGAAGAGCUUCGAAGAGGCGCAUAAUGGGCCUCGCCGCCGCCAGUCCAGGAAUUGGCCCUGGCAUUGGCGCGCUCUUUGGUCCGGACAAGUCGCUGCACCAAGCUUGGAGCUGGGAGCCGCCAAAAGGAACAGAGCAGCGGUUGAGCCGGGAGCAACCAACCCCUUCAGAUUUACCGCAAUGGCUGUCCAAUUACAAUGUUUCCACAGAGGAAAAGCAGCCUCGCAUUUUGGACCCUGUUCAAGAAUACCGACUCCGCCUCGCUCGCGUCCGCGAUGUAAAUGGCGUGGAAGCACUCUGGUCGGAUAUUGGAGUUGAGCCGGAACACAUGCAUCUGUUCAGCCAGAUGGCCAACACACAUUUCCUGGACAACCUUGGCACAAGAGGGAUGGGCUAUCCGGCACUAUUUGGAUUUCUACGGAACCCAAAGCUGAACGUCUCUGAGGCCAAGAACAUCAAAACGUUCAUCCAUGCAGUUAUCAAAAAAGGCAUGCCAAUCGGUUGCCUCGGCGAGCUCGUCAACAGGAUUCGAGAUUCACUCAAACUCGGAGCAAUGUUGCCUUCGGAGCUGGACGACAUCGUGGACAAUAUACCCAAGUUAUGCCGCAAAGUUUGUCGUCAGCCCGAUGUGACUAAUGACUGGGAAUUUGGAGCGUACUGGGCCAUAUGGCGGGGGUUGACAUCAUGCAAAAUCAUACCCCUGGAUCAUUUCGACACUUCUGUCGUCCGCAAAAUGGUUGAACGUUUGCUGGUGCUCGAAACACCUCCCGAGAUCCAGGAUAUCGCAAAGCUCCAGAAAUUGCGAUCUACCGGCCAUACAAAUGCCGCGCUCUUCCGCCUAGAGAUUUACCGACAUCUUUGGCCAACUGCAGACAGUGCGAAGCCAGACGAUUUCGCAGCACACUUCGCUUUUUGGGCCCGAUUACUGGCCAAGUCCAACAUAAGCGACUCUGCCUCCACUUCGGAUGGUUUGCAGUGGCUGGUCAUCAGAAGCGUGGUGGAUUCCAUGAGCAUAGAAAAAGCGCAAGAAGUCAUGGCAGAGACUACAGCACUACUUCUUCCCGCGAAAUCUUCGAUGGAUGAGGAGACGCAAAAAGCCCUUCAGCUUUGGUUCUCCUGCGUUUCCAAGACUUGCCACCUCCAGAACCCCACCACUAAACAGAUCGAAAUCUUUGCGCGAUGCCCUGAAGUUACUUCACGCAUGGAUCCAACUCUGGCCGUUCCGUACCUCAAGCGUUUCUAUCCUCACGAAAUCUGCCAAUUAUGGAUGCAUUAUUGGAUGCCGCAGUAUAUCGCUAAAGAUAAGUCCGUCAAGAAUUUCAAGCUUUCGAGACAACAACUGCAGCGUGGCUUCAAGAAGCGGAUGAAGCACCCCGACAAACCGCAGGAUCCGAGGAUUACCCAAUUCUUCGUUGCAAUUUUGACUCUCAAAGACGAAAAGCUGCCGUACAAAACGGCAUUGCCGAAAGUUAUGGAGCUCAUCUCAGCCUUGUAUGGCCCUGACAUGGCUCAUGACCUUUAUAAAAGAUUCUUAGUCUUUGAACAACUUCAGAUCCCAGAUCCACAUGUUGUCGCAGCCGUGAUGGAAGCAGCAUGUGAGAACUAUCCUCAACAAGCGCUAAAGUACUUUAAAGCCAACAACAACGUUUGGCUGAGCCUGUGCCCGCGACUACCUCUCGCACUCAUCGAGCACGGCAUUCUCCCGCGCGACGAGCUGUUUUGUCUCCUCGACCACAACGACCCGCUCGACCGCGUGCCACCCGAACACCGCGAGAACUUCAGGAACAGACUCUCAGCCCUCCGCAUCGACCUCGUCCACCUGAUCGCCCACGCCUACGCCACCCAGACGGCCUUUCCCCACCGCCACCGCUUCCGCAACGUCUACUUCUGCUACCUAUGGCUACGCGACCACGGCGCGUCGCUCGGCCCGCUCCUAUCCAAGGCCCUCGUCCGCACCGCCGUCACCGGCCCUCUCGAGAACCACGAAUGGGUGUCGACGAACAAGCUGCGCUGGGUGCUGGGCCUGGUGCGCCAGAUCGAGGGCGCCGAAGUCGCCGCCCAGCUCGAUCACCUCGUCUGGCGCUGGCGCGGCGACGUCAUCAUGCAGGCUCGCCGCCGCUGGGACCAGGCCGGCCUCUUCCGCCGCGUCGGCCCUUCGACCGUCACCAUGGCUCGCCGCGCCGGCCUGUUCGAUCACGACGCCCCGCGCUGGACCAGGUGGUACCGCAAGAUGACGAUGAAUGCGGGCUUCUUCGCGCCCAAGUGCGUGCGCAGGCCGAGGUUCCAGGGUGCUCAGAAGGGGGCGAAGAAGGUUUGGGGGAGGUUGGAUAGGAGGUGUGGUGGGAAGAAUGGGUGGAGGAGGCCGUAUAGUCCGUGGAAGUGGCAGCCGACGUACUGA
This is a messenger RNA of Lasiodiplodia theobromae, 2574 nucleotides long. RefSeq names its product Fungal specific transcription factor domain containing protein. The record is from RefSeq and is a predicted model, not a curated record. The transcript has 2 exons. Bases 1 to 2574 code for a protein of 857 amino acids. NCBI's taxonomy places the organism in Eukaryota, Fungi, Ascomycota, Dothideomycetes, Botryosphaeriales, Botryosphaeriaceae.